GCUCCCGGCUCGCUGCUGGUGCUGCUGCUCCUGCGGCGGCCGCCGCCGUUCGGGCGCGUGCGAGCGGCCGAGCUGGCCCCGGCGGUUGCUAUGGAGAGCGGGGGAGAGGGGGGCGCGUGACCGCGGCCCCUCCCUUCUCCCUCCCGGCCUCGCCCAACGAAACAACAGAAAAGACAAAGGGUCCAGAGCUGGAUGAUGAAAAAUCUCCUGGUUUCUUUGCUCGUCUUGAGAGUGGAUCCUUCUUCUGCAUAGUUCCAAAUUCAUGAAACUUGCCAUCAUCAAAGAUAACUAAUUAAAACAACAUCAGUGGAACUUGUGGAUAGUGUUAAACAGAGAAGCUGUGAACAUCAGUGAGGAUUAAACUAUCAAAAUCCCUAAAAACAGAGGAUCAUCUUUUCUUCUCGGAUGGACUGAUUAUUACUUGUUUGUGUUCAAUGGGACUUCGAAUUCACUUUGUGGUUGACCCUCAGGGUUGGUGCUGCAUAGGCCUGAUUAUCUUUGUCUGGCUGUACAAUACAAUCUUCAUUCCAAAAGUCAUCCUUUUUCCUCACUAUGAAGAGGGACAUAUUUCAGCUGUGGCAAUUUUGUGUUAUUACCUCUGCGCAUUGUUUUGUAUAGCUUCUUUACUAAGAGCCUCAGUAGCUGAUCCAGGAAAGCUACCUGAAAACCCAAAGAUUCCAAUUGCAGAACGAGAAUUUUGGGAAUUAUGUAACAAAUGCAAUAUGAUGAGACCAAAGCGUUCACACCAUUGUAGUCGUUGUGGACAUUGUGUGAGGAGGAUGGAUCACCACUGUCCGUGGAUUAAUAAUUGUGUUGGUGAAGACAAUCAUUGGCUGUUUUUACAGCUGUGUUUCUACACUCAAAUUCUUAGUUCGUAUACGUUGAUACUCAAUUUCUGCCAUUACUACUACUUUUUGCCUCUGAAAAAAGAUAACUGGGAUGUUUUUGUGUUUAGACAUGAACUUGCUCUUCUAAGAAUAUCUGCCUUCAUGGGUAUAAUAAUAUUAGGUGGAAUAAGUGGACUCUUUUACACUCAGCUAAUUGGUAUUUUCACUGACACUACAAGCAUAGAAAAAAUGUCAAACUGUUGUGAAGAUAUAUCGAGGCCCCGAAAGCCAUGGCAGCAGACCUUCUCAGAAGUUUUUGGCACUCGCUGGAAGAUCCUGUGGUUUAUUCCUUUCAGACAGAGGCAACCACUGCGAGUUCCCUACCACUUUGCCAAUCACGUCUAAACAGAUGGAUGGGGGGCGCAGAUGGGUCCUCCAUGCUGGAAGUGCGUUACAGGUUUUAUGAUAAUAGGACUACGACAGUCUUCAAGUCAAUUAAAAACUACCCACCAAUUGCAGACAUCCCAGCGUGUCCCAGGCUUUAUUUUAAUAGUGGUCUUGAUUCUGUUCUGAAAUUAAUACAUUUUGUAUGUUUACAUUUAGAGAUACUCACUUUCAAAUUAGCUUUCCAAAAGGAUUUCAUUUGUCUUUGAAAUUAAUAGUAAAAACAAAUGACUGGAAUGCAGUCUUACAAUAUUUGUUUGAUAAUAAUGACUUUUCAUUUUUUUUCCUCUGGUAGGAAACACUGAAGUUUACAUUAAUUGUUAGCUUUCCCACUAAGUGUCUUAAUUUUUUUUUGGUGUUUUAAUCUGUAGGUCUUCUAGAUAAUAUUGAGGUCUUUUUUUCUGGUACAUGUGUUUAAAAUUCUCCUAUACUGCCAUUUAUUUAUGAUGCAUGAUUUUAACCAUGCAGCACUGCACUAUGAAAGGUAGCAUUUAAAACAAGCAGACCUUUUCCUAAGCCUUUCUCAGAGAGGUUAUUAUAAAUACAUGCAUAUGUUUAUAUAGAAAGAUCUUACAUUUUACGAUCAUCCUUCUGAAUGGAUAUUGUCUCAGUGGAAAAUAAUAAUGUAUUUAUGACAGCAAAAGCUAUGAAAAGUUGCAGGGUAAAAUAUGUAGAUGCAAAGCAUGUUUUCUCUCAUACCCCGAGGAUUUCUUUGCAAUAAUUCAACAGAAAAAUUGUAUGGUACAUAUAGUAGAAUGAUUACUUUUAAAAAAUGUGUAUUUAAUUUGUCAGCAUAAUGUACCAUAAGAAAUAGUAUAUUGUUGUUAGAGGAAUAAACAUUUCACAUUUUCUCUUUAGCCACAGCUAGCUGGGAUUGAUUUAGGUGUUUGUAAAUGGGAAGUAUUUGAGAAAAUAUUUUAAAAUAUUUAUAUGGAGAUACAGAUAUUUGCUACUAAUAGGGAUAGGAUACUAUAUUGAUAUACGAUAGCUUGUUUUGGGCCCUUUAUUUAUGGAAGCAAUUAACCAAAUUGCAAAGAAAGCAUCAUUUACAUUGUGGUGAAAUGACAGUGAUUCCCAAAACUGGCUUGACUUCUCUGUAUCUGGAAAAAAAAUAUGUAAUUUAUUAUAUCCUCAUAUAUCUAUACAAAUGCAAGCAUGAGAUACUGGUGAUUUUUGAUAUUUCUGUGAAUUGUCAUGAGAAAUUCACAGCUGCAAUGCCUAUAGUGUUUGUUGUCUAGUCUAACAGGACUGGGAUCCACCUUAAAUGACAGCCAAGCAACAGGGUAAUUAAAGGCACAAAAUCAGAGUAUACAACGUAUAGUCUGAACUUGUAGAAAAUCAUAGUUAAUUUGCAAACAGUUAAUUGAAAAUGAAGGGCUAAAUUUGUCAUGAAUGCUAUUCAAAAUGAAUUUUUAGAUCUGCUUAUUUAAAAUAUUAAUAUAGUCACUGCUUAUGUUGGGUGUUCCUUUAUUGAAUUAAUGGUUGUGAUGAUUGAAAUUGCCGAAAGAUUCAUCUUAAAAUAACUUGGAUUUUAACCAUUUCUGAACGUUUAACAUUUGAACUGACUUCACUUCCCUUCUCUUUAAAAAUAAAUACAGUACUUUCUUCUUUUAAAUUUUGAGCCUCAUAUUCAACUGUUCUUUUUUCACUGCAUUUACAGAUGUGACUGUAGAAUUUAGGACAGUAGUUGGCACCAGUACAUAAACAAAGAUGAGCUUGAAGAAAGUGGAUGAAAAGGCUAGACUAGCACUUCAGAAAGAAUGUGUGUAUGUAUUAUAAAGUAAUGUCUGUAUUCACUUUUCUUUGGAAGGACUUCAAUUACUGUAGUCUCUGUAAAGCACUUAAGGGAAUAAUAGCAGUUAGUUUUGGUUUAUGUGCCAAUCUUUAAAUGAGAAAAAUUGUUUUUAUUUUUAAAAGUUUUUCAUUCUAACCAAUUUUCAUAGCAGGUCAUUACACUUUGAUGCUUGUUAAGAGAGAGUAUCAAGAAUAUAGUUAUUCUUGAUACAUUUAUGAUGGGAGCAUAUAUUUUAUUCUUUCUAUUUUCUGAUAUCACUCUCUCAAUUAACUGUACCUAGAGAUCCAAUUCUGUAAAUACAGAAUCUUCUCAAUGCUGGGAACCUCAGUGAAAAAUUAAACUUUGAUUUUGAUUGUUUUACAUGAUAUACAAUGAAGUGAUGAGACUACUAAAUGUUACCUGUUCUGUGGGGAUAACAGUUCAAAUAUGUUCCAGUAUUUUUGAAAAAGAGGAAGUAUGAAACAGAAAAAUCUGUCCUGAUAAGGCACAGGCUGGGGAUAAGCAUGCUCUGAGUGGACUACAGGGCAUGCAUUUAAACAUCUUUGCACUUUUUCUCAUGGUUUACAGUUAACGCUAAUGAAUUUUUAGGCUUGAGACAUUAGCAUGCAUUUGGUCUCUGAGGCUGAGUGGUAUUUUCAGACUGUAGUCUGACAAGGUAAUGCUGAAGUGUGAAGUAGAGCCUUUCCUCUCUUAUUCUCGAAGUGCCCUCUUUUGGCCAUAUUAAGCAACGACGUUUGACUCCUGGCCUGGAGCAGGGAUGGUGUGCAGCUGUCAUUCUUCAUUACUGCACAGUGGUUAUCUGGAGCAGUAAUUGCAUUAAUUGGGUGUGUGUCUGUGCAAGUGGGGAGAUUAACAUCGCAAGACAAGAUUGCAUCUUAAAUAGACACUGUCUUGGGCCUCCAUGAAAGCCACUCCAAAACAAUGUAGGUGAGAAAGAUAAGAUUGCAGUAGCAGUAUGAAAGAGAAUCUUUUUAAUCUUUGCAUUCAGAUGAAACAAAAGAUAAUAAGAUGGGUUUCUAGUGAUCUGAAAUUGUAAUUAACAUAAAACACCUUUUUGUAGCACAUUAUACACUGUAUUUUGACAGCUUUCCUACCACCAGGACGUCACUUGUAGCAGUCUGCUGCUGUCUCUUAUAUUUGAAGUUGCUGACACUCAGAUGUAUUGUUUAACUUUGUUAUCUCCAAUCCUUGUCUUCACUAUGGACUUAAUUUUGCUGCUUCUAAAAAUAAGAAGGUGAUGUAGCUUUAUUGGAACAACAUUAGCACAAAGGCAAAGCUCAGUACUGUUGACUGUUGACUCUUCUCAAUUUCCCAACUGGAAAUAUUAUUACAUUCCUUAAAAGUGUUUUGUUUGCUACAGUCUCGAUAUUUUUGGAUGAAAAAUGUUUCUUAAUCUACAGAUAUUCCAAUCAAUAAUACUUCCUAGUACUUCUAGUAGUAGUACGAGAAUAAAAACUAAAUGUACUUCCAUGCCUCUAAAGACUAAGAUGUGUAAAACAAUGUGGUUAUUCAUUAGUAGCACCUUGUACUUCUCAUUCAAUAGUAGUUCUACAGUUUUGAUAUGUAUGCAAGAAUAAUAAAUUAAUUUUUUUAGCACUGUGUGUUAGAAAUACAUUUUCAUUCAUAAUCUUGCAACUGGUUGAGAGUUGACUGUCAGAAUACAAAGGUGCUACUCCAUUUUUUGCAUUCCAGGAAACUACUAGAUUUUCUUCAGCAGUGAAAUCUUGAAUCUUGAAGUACAAAGACGAAGAUUUGAACAUAAUAAAGAUAACCAACUGAACAUUGACUUAUCCAGCAGUGCUAAUACGUAGAAGGAACAUUAGGAAGGUUUGUUCAUAUGUGUAUAUCACAAGCCCAGCAUAUAAACUUCUCAGGUUUUGUUCCUCUUCAAUCAGUUCGUUCCCCUCAGAGAAUGCUUUUUUUUUUUUCCUGCUUUUUAUAUAUGUUGCUUCUUGGUAUACCAAAUAGCUACUUCUGUAGCUCUCUGUUAGUUCUUAAACAUUUUGAAUCAUUUGUGGGCAUUUGGCGCAGGUUUUCAAGUCCUGGUUAGGCUUCAGCUUAGUAUGCUGCAGCUGCCAGAGGUAGGGGGCUCAUUUUACCACAUUUUGAGAUUAUCCAUCCAGGUAUCUCAGAUUUUGUGGUAUGCUAGCUAGUGUGAAGUCAUGAAGAACCUUCUCGACGUUAGAGAAGGUUCUUAUAUCUCUAGAAGCUUAAGUUGCACUUUUAAGCAGUAGACUUGCUUUAGUUUAGGUAAGUUAGUUUUCCUGUUGAAAACUAAGUCCUAGCUUGGUUCUAACAGCACUGAAUUGUUGUGUGUGAAAAACAGAAAGUUAAAUGAUUUCUCAUUUUGUUUGGACCUUUUAGAAGCAUUUGCGUGAUGUAGGAAGAAAUUAUCCUUGGGUGAAAUAUCAGAAAGCAGACCUUUUAAGGCUGAUUGUAGUCUCAUUUACCCAGUUAAAAUCACUUCUAUUCUAGUGAAUUCAGUACUACAUAAAAGUUUCUACAUUAAAUGACUUCUGUACAGUCAUCUGCCCUCAAUUUCAGCUUUUCAUAGCUUUUCAUUUCAUAGCUCUUUUCAUAGCUUCUUGCAGCACAUGGCACCAUAGACUAGUUCUUAAAGCCACAUUCAGCUUGAACAGAAUAGAUGCUCUGGUAGAGUAACUUGGGCAGGUAUGGAGAUAUAAAGUGACAAAUUCCUACUUGAUAUGCUGUUUAUAUUAGAAUAGAAAUACCAUUGUUACUACUACACAGUAUAUCAGGCAUGUCAUUUUUCUACUGUUUUACAUUAGUGAUUUUUAAGGUUAAUAGCUUUAAUAUGUAAGACUGCAUAAAAUAUACUGAGAGUUGCCUCCUGCAUUACUAAAGAUAGAAGUAACUAAUUAUUGUAUACUAACAAAUUGAUUCUAUAUCUAAAUGAGUAAAAAUAUCAGGACUCCAAAGUGGAUUGAGUCAUAAAGGUGCUACUUGAGUUUUCAUUUGGAAAGAAUCAUCACUUAUAAACACAGUGUCCCCUCAAGGUCAUACCUCCUGAAUACUUCCAAAUGUGUUGUUCUUCAAAAGAUUUUUAUGCUACUUUCUUAGGGGUAGGGUAUUUGACCAUCAAGAUUCAUUCAUAAACUUGCAUCUGUGAGCUGUGUUAAGCCUAGGACUUCUGUCUUGCCAAAACCGCUCAGUGACAUUUGAUGUCCGCUUUUUCCCAGCUGUAGUGGAAUAUGAUUAAAGUCAGCUGUUGCAGCAAGGGUCACGUAAGUCCUGAAUGUGUAGCUGUUAGAAUAAUUCAAGUUUACAUUGGAAUGCAUGUUAUUUUAGUUAGAAUUUACUAAAAUUGUAAUAUAAUUGUAAUUUCUGUGUAUGUGGGUGAAUAGGUAUUUCUGUGCACAUCCUAAAGACUGACAUUCUGUAGAUCACAGUAUAAUUUUUAGAUUGAAAAUUAUCAUUGUCUCCUUAUCAGCUUCAAUCUGAGUGCCAGAUAGUGAAAUCAUACUGAUUUCUAUAAAUUCUUACUCUGAAUUAUGUAACUCUUGUAUGGCUGUAUGAUUGACUAAUUUGCUUUUGUUUAAUCGUGAAUGUUUUCAAACAAUUCUGAAUAAUGUUUACACUAAACUUAUUGAAAUUAUGAGAUCUAAUACAAGUUGAGAAUGAGUGAUGUUUGAGGGGAAUGGCUGAAUAAUACCAGAACAGAGAAACAUACUCUGGCAUUAUUUAAUCAAAUCUAAAAGUCAAAGAGUAUGUCCAGCUGAGAAAGAAUGCUUUGUCCUAUUUCUUUUUCUUUAGUUUACUCAUAUAAUGUUUCUGGUUUUGGUUUACUGUUGAUUUAAGUUUUGGAUUAUUUUUUCAUGUACUCUAUUUUUUAGAAGUCUUUUUUUUUUUUUUAAUCUAAGUUUCUCCUCUGAAUUUCUUUAACAAUGAUUUAGUUGUUCAGAUACUUUGCUUAUAUUUUCUGAAUCUGUUUCUAAAUUUCUCCAAUUCUUUUUAAAUAGUUGUCCUUACUCAGUACUUCCUGUUUUACAAGAUGAAUCUGUAAUCCACAUGGAUGGCUUUGGGAAACCGAAGUCUGAUAAAUAGUAAAGUUCUUGUUAUCUUUGUUUCUUUUUGAGUGAACAACUAGGUGUUGGCAGAAACAUUGAAGUCCUGGUCUGGUUUUCAAUAGAAAUGUUACAGCACUUGUUACAGAAAUGACUUAAGUAAUUAAAUUACGUCAAUGCCUCUACGCUGAUGCAUUAAACCUCUGUCACUUUUAGUCUUCUGACUUGUGUGUAAUGUAAAAAAAACCAAACAAAUCUGUAAGCAGUGGUGGUGGCAACUGCAAGCACACAACAUCAAGGAAUUUCCUGGCAUAUUUAUGCGAACCCUACUUGGGUGGAAACCUGUGUUGUACGUUUUACCUAAAAGUUUUAUAAAUUACCACUUAUCAAAUUGCAAAAAUAGAGAUUUUUUAAAAAAGAA
Messenger RNA from Numida meleagris (helmeted guineafowl), 7512 nucleotides. RefSeq names its product zinc finger DHHC-type containing 21 (gene ZDHHC21). Gene Ontology annotation, biological process: peptidyl-L-cysteine S-palmitoylation; protein targeting to membrane. The transcript has 10 exons. The record is from RefSeq and is a predicted model, not a curated record. Gene Ontology annotation, molecular function: protein-cysteine S-palmitoyltransferase activity. Lineage: Eukaryota; Metazoa; Chordata; Aves; Galliformes; Numididae. Gene Ontology annotation, cellular component: Golgi apparatus; endoplasmic reticulum. Bases 435 to 1232 code for a protein of 265 amino acids.